GUGAAUGUUACUAAGACACUCUUCUAUGCAUUCAUAUUUGAAAGAAAAAAAAGAACACAAAAUAAAAACGUUUCUCCUUUUCUUUCCCUCCAACAAACAAACAAAUAACCCCUACCAACUAUUUUCUGUGUUUAUAUUUGUUUUGUUUUGUCACAACUCUUACUCUUGUCGUUUUUCAUACCAUUCUUAAACGUUUUCGUCUCAAAAACAGAGGAAAAGUGGCCAUAGACAACAUAAACCAAGACAAGUGUUUUGUGAUGUCAAGCUUCAAACAUGUUUCUUUGUUCUUCUUUUUGUCCAUGGCUUUUAAUUUUCCACAAAAGUUUGGAUCCAACGCUCAACUUUUACCACAAGAUGAAGUGAAAUUACUACAAACAAUAUCAGACAAGGUAGAUAACUUGAAUUGGAAGGUUACAGAACAUUCUUGCAAUGGGGAUAAAGGAUUUGGUAAUGCUAAUAUUUUAGAGGAUCAAAUCACAAGGAAUGUCACGUGUGAUUGCUCUUUCAAUGCUAGCACUGUUUGCCAUGUCACAUUGAUCUUGCUCAAGGGUAUCAAUAUAUCUGGAGUUUUUCCCACUGAAUUUGGAAAUCUUACUCAUCUCAAAAUACUUGAUCUCACUAGGAAUUAUCUAAAUGGCUCAAUUCCAAAGAGUCUUGGACACCUCUCACUUGUGACACUGUCACUUUUGGGAAAUAGACUCAGUGGUACAAUUCCCUCAGAAAUUGGUGAUAUUGCCACCCUGCAAGAAUUGAACUUUGAAGAUAAUGAACUUGGAGGGCCUCUUCCUCCUAGCCUUGGAAAUUUGAAAAACUUGCAGAAAUUGAUGCUUUCUGCAAAUAAUUUUACAGGACAAAUACCAGAAUCAUUUGGUAAUCUAAAGAAUCUCAGUAAUUUUAGGAUAGAUGGAAGCAGUUUAUCUGGAAAGAUCCCAAGUUUUAUUGCAAAUUGGACCAAACUUGAUAGAUUGGAUUUGCAAGGUACAAAUUUGGAAGGUCCAAUUCCCCCUGCUGUAUCUCUGUUGAAAAGUUUGACAGAAUUGAGAAUAUCUGAUUUGAAGGGACCAACCAUGACAUUUCCUGAUCUGAAGGAUUUGAAACGAAUGAUAAGAUUGGAAUUGAGAAAUUGCUUAAUCACUGGUCCCAUUCCUGACUACAUUGGUGAAAUGAAAAAUUUAAAAACUCUAGAUUUGAGCUCCAACAGAUUGACUGGUCCGAUCCCAGAUUCAUUUCAGGACUUGGAAUCAAUCAAUUUUAUGUUCCUGACUAACAACUCUCUGAAUGGAACAAUUCCAGGAUGGAUUCUGAGCAACAAAAAGAACUUUGAUUUAUCUUUCAACAACUUUACAUCAUCUUCUGCAUCUGAAUGCCAGCCGUUGGAUGUGAACUUAGCUUCCAGCCACUCUCCUUCAGCAAACACUUCAUUGUCUUGUUUGAAGAUGGGCCUUCCUUGUUCAGGAAAACCUCGGUAUCAUUCACUAUUCAUAAAUUGUGGAGGACCUGCAACUGAGUUUGAUGACAAUGAAUAUGAAGACGACGGACAUCUACGUGGAAUUUCAAGCUUUUCUCAAAGUGUUGAUGGAAAAUGGGCUUAUAGCAGCACAGGAGUAUUUCUAGGAAAUGAAAAAGCUGAUUAUGUGGCAAAAAAUGUGUUCUCUUUGAAUAUUAACGGUUCCGAAUACUAUCAAACAGCGCGCAUUGCCCCAAUAUCUCUUAACUACUUUGGCUUUUGUAUGAUGAAAGGAAAUUAUAAAGUGAAACUUCAUUUUGCUGAGAUAAUGUUUUCUAAUGACCAUACUUUCAGCAGCCUUGGAAGGCGCAUAUUCGAUGUUUCAAUUCAAGGUUUUAAAUAUUUGAAAGAUUUUAACAUUGUGGAAGCAGCUGGUGGAGUUGGCAAAGGAAUCACUAGGGAGUAUAAUGUUGAUGUUAAUGAUAGCACUUUGGAAAUCCACUUAUCUUGGGCAGGAAAAGGAACUAACGCAAUUCCUAAUAGAGGUGUAUAUGGACCUCUUAUAUCUGCCAUCACUGUGACUCCAAACUUUAAAAUUCCUUCAAAUGGGUUGUCUUCUGGAGCAAUUGCUGGAAUUGUGAUUGGAUCAUUGGUGCUUGUGAUUCUGAUACUCUUUGUCCUUUGGAAGAUGGGUUACAUUUGUAGGAAAGAUCAAACUGACAAAGAGCUCCUAGAAUUGAAAACAGGCUAUUUUAGUCUGAGACAAAUUAAGGCUGCUACUAAUAACUUUGAUCCAGAAAAUAAGAUAGGCGAAGGAGGAUUUGGUCCAGUUUACAAGGGUGUACUGUCAGAUGGUGCUGUGAUUGCUGUUAAACAGCUCUCUUCGAAAUCAAAGCAAGGGAACCGCGAAUUCGUUAACGAAAUAGGCAUGAUAUCUGCUUUGCAACAUCCAAAUCUUGUCAAGCUUUAUGGCUGUUGCAUUGAAGGAAACCAAUUGCUGCUUGUAUAUGAAUACAUGGAGAACAAUAGUCUUGCUCGCGCUCUUUUCGGCAAACAAGAACAACGGUUGAACUUGGAAUGGCACACGAGAAUGAAGAUCUGUGUGGGGAUAGCGAGGGGUUUAGCUUAUCUUCAUGAGGAAUCAAGGUUGAAAAUAGUUCACAGGGAUAUUAAGGCGACGAAUGUCUUACUUGAUAAGCAUCUGAAUGCCAAGAUCUCUGACUUUGGUUUAGCCAAGCUUGAUGAAGAAGAGAAUACUCAUAUCAGCACGCGAAUCGCUGGGACAAUAGGUUACAUGGCUCCUGAAUAUGCUAUGCGGGGUUACUUGACUGACAAAGCAGAUGUCUAUAGCUUCGGAGUUGUAGCUUUGGAGAUUGUUAGUGGAAUGAGCAACACAAAUUAUAGGCCUAAAGAGGAGUUUGUUUAUCUUCUGGAUUGGGCCUAUGUUCUCCAAGAACAAGGAAAUCUUCUGGAAUUGGUGGAUCCAAGUCUUGAAUCAAAAUACUCCGCAGAAGAAGCCAUGAGAAUGCUGCAAUUGGCACUCCUUUGCACCAAUCCAUCUCCAACUCUUAGACCACCAAUGUCAUCUGUAGUGAGCAUGCUUGAAGGAAAAACUCCGAUUCAAGCGCCGAUAAUCAAACGCAGCGAUAGUACAAAUGGUGUAAGGUUUAAAGCCUUUGAGACUCUAUCACAAGAUAGCCAAAGUCAUGUUUCUUCUACAUUCUUACAAGAUAGUAGAGAGCUAACAGUAAAAUCAAUGGAUGGACCAUGGAUUGACUCUUCCAUAUCUCUUCCAAGUAAAGAUGAUUAUUCUUCAUCUGAUAAGCUUAUUUGAGGUUCUGAAUGUUGUAUGGUUUGUAUGUUAGAAAGAGAUAGAUUCACAUCACAUACAAAUUCUUUUGUAAAGUAUAUAUCAACAAUAGCAAUUCAGAGUAAAAUCAUAGGUACAAAAAGGUGUAGAUGUUUUGAGAACUUAGUCUCUUUUGCUUUUUGUUGUAGAUGUUUUGAGCAAGCAAAAAAGUUGGAAUCUACUCCCAGUAACAUCUCGACUAUAAUAUUCUUAUUUUCCUUGAUACUCCA
Messenger RNA from Cicer arietinum (chickpea), 3526 nucleotides. RefSeq names its product probable LRR receptor-like serine/threonine-protein kinase At1g53430. NCBI's taxonomy places the organism in Eukaryota, Viridiplantae, Streptophyta, Magnoliopsida, Fabales, Fabaceae. The record is from RefSeq and is a predicted model, not a curated record. Gene Ontology annotation, biological process: protein phosphorylation. Gene Ontology annotation, molecular function: ATP binding; protein binding; protein kinase activity.